CGGCGGCGGCUGAGCCCGCGCCGAGCCCGCCCCCCGCACGCGCCCGCCAGCCGCCGACAUGGUGCUCACGCUCGGAGAAAGUUGGCCGGUGCUGGUCGGGAAGCGGUUCCUGAGCGUGUCGGCCUCCAAGGAGUGCGGGGGCAGCGGCCACAGCUUCGAGGUAGAGCGCGUGGACGAGUGGCCCUGGGUAUCGGGCACCAUCCGGGCCGUGUCCCACAUCGACGUGACCAAGAAGGACCUGAAGGUAUGUGUGGAAUUUGAUGGAGAAUCAUGGAAGAAGAGAAGAUGGAUCGAAGUAUAUAGUCUUCAAAGGAAGGCAUUUUUAGUGGAACAUAACCUGGUUUUGGCUGAGCGGAAGUCUGCUGAGAUUGUGCAGUGGCCUGCAAUACUAUACAAAUCCCUAUUGGACAAGGCUGGUUUGGGAUCCAUUACUUCUAUUCGUUUUCUUGGAGAAGACAGCAGAGUAUUCGUUUCUAAAGAACUUCUGAAACCUAUACAGGAUGUAAAUGGUCUUCGACUUUCUCUGAUGGAUCAUCAGAAUAUCAGUAAAGAAUUUCAAGCCUUGAUUGUGAAACAUUUAGAUGAAAGCCAUUUAUUACAAGGUGACAAAAACUUAGUUGGUUCAGAAGUAAAAAUUUAUAGUUUGGAUCCAUCUACCCAGUGGUUUUCAGCAACUAUUGUAAAUGGCAAUCCAACCUCAAAAACACUCGAAGUGCGCUGUGAAGAGAUUCCAGCUCUAAAAAUUGUUGAUCCGGCACUGAUUCAUGUUGAAGUUGUACAUGACAGUCUUGGGAAUUGUGGAAAAGCUAAAAGAGUAAGCGCAGUAAAACGAAAGUCCUCUGAGAACAAAGGCGGUCUUGUGUCAAAGCAGCCAAGAUCUUGCUCUGAGGCAUCUUCCAGUCCGGCUCCUGUGCAACCGGUUCCCACAACAGGCCUUCGGGAGGUGCUCCCUGCAUGCUCUGCCACAACUCCAGCUAGUAAGAACCUCAGGCAAAGCACCCCUGAAGCGGCUAAUUCUCCACCAGAUGUUGGAGCAAAAUCUCCUCAAGGAGAUCAUGCACAGAGUUUACCCGAAGGAUUUUCUUCCUGUCUAAACAUAAAGACAGAGAUACCAAGAAAGUGCGCAGAUCUGGAGGCACUUUGUCAGCAGCCCACUACAGCUGAAACAGGGGACUUAAAAAACCUAAAUGAACCCAAAGGGAACUAUACUCAAUUGAAGAUUCUGGACCGACUUCCUUUGCCCGGUACACAAAAUUGUAACGAAAGUGAGAAGAAAAACACAGUUGAAUCCGUAGUCAAAUCUCCCGUGGAUGUUCCUUUGGAGGACUUACCACCGCCCACCCAGCAGCCACAGGAGCCUUCCCAGGAAGGAUUGGAGGAGACAGAGACUUCUGAAUUACAGAAGCACGUGGAUUGUAAACCUUCCACUUCAGAUGUUUGUGCUGCCCCAGCCAACGAGCCUGCAGCCCAAGCACCUCUGAAUAGCCUGCCUAACAGUGCUGAGGGCAAGAAUCCUGAAAACUCUUCCUUUGUGUGCCCUUCCCUCUGGGGGACUUUGAAAGAGACUGCCCCCUGUGUGAGGCAUGAAAAUGACAGCUGGCAUGCAGGAAGUGGCAGCAAAGUACAGAGUGUCACCGCUCGGAAAUCGGUGUUGAUGGACCCAGCCAAGGUCAAGAAACUGCAGCAGAGUGGUGAGGCCUUUGUACAGGAUGGUGCCUGUGCAGCUAUUACUGCAAAUCUGUCCAAGUGCCGUGAGUGCCGUCUGGAUAGCUAUCGAAAGGACAAGGACUCCCCUGUCUUUUGCAGAUUUUUUCACUUCAGGAGGUUACAAUUUAAUAAACAUGGUGUGUUGCGAGUAGAAGGCUUCUUGACUCCAAACAAGUAUGAUAUGGAAGCCAUUGGCCUGUGGUUGCCUUUGGCCAAAAAUGUGGUGGGUACUGAUUUGGAUACUGCAAAAUAUAUCCUCGCCAACAUUGGAGACCACUUCUGUCAAAUGGUGAUAUCCGAAAAGGAGGCGAUGUCAACCAUUGAGCCACACAGACAAGUUGCUUGGAAGCGUGCUGUUCGAGGCGUUCGAGAAAUGUGUGAUGUGUGUGACACUACAAUCUUUAACUUGCACUGGGUAUGCCCUCGCUGUGGGUUUGGGGUGUGUGUGGACUGCUUCAGGAUGAAGAAAAAAAAUGUCCAGCAAGGUAGUACAUACAAGACGUUCUCCUGGCUGAAGUGUGUGAAGAGUCAAAUCCACGAACCGGAAAACCUCAUGCCCACACAGAUCAUUCCCGGGAAAGCUCUGUAUGAUGUGGGAGAUAUUGUUCACUCUGUAAGAGCAAAGUGGGGAAUAAAGGCGAACUGCCCUUGUUCGAAUCGGCAAAUCAAGCUCCUCUCAAAGCCAGCCCCGAAGGAGGACACAAGACAGAAUUCUUUAGCUGGAGAAAAGCUUAAUCUAGGAACAGCUCUCCAGCGAAAUAACUGUGUGUUAGACUCAGCAAAUGGGAGCUGCGACCCUGCUGCAAAGCCAAGCUGUGGCACCAAGCCUCUCUGUCCAGUUAGUUCUUCGCCUUUAAACUGGCUAGCUGACUUAACCAGUGGAAAUGUUAACAAAGAAAAUAAGGAGAAACCACUCACAAUGCCAACUUUAAAAAAUGAAAACAAACCUCUCCAGUCUUUGCCCACCUUGACUAAACUUCCUACUGUUCUGCACACCUUUAACAGCACAAUAUUAACACCUGUCAGCAACAACAGCUCCGGUUUUCUCCGGAAUCUGCUGAACUCUUCUGGAGGGAAGACUGAAAGUGGCCUCAAGAACACACCAAAAAUCUUGGAUGACAUCUUUGCUUCGUUGGUUCAAAAUAAGACUUCAAGUGACAUCCCUAAGAAACCUCAGGGAUUGGUUAUUAAGCCCAGCAUUUUGGGAUUUGAUACUCCUCACUACUGGCUGUGUGACAACCGCUUGCUGUGUCUACAGGAUCCUAACCACAAGAAUAACUGGAAUGUCUUCAGGGAGUGUUGGAAGCAGGGACAGCCCGUGAUGGUGUCUGGAGUGCAUCACAGACUGAAUGCAGAGCUGUGGAAACCUGACUCCUUCCGGAAGGAGUUUGGAGAGCAGGAAGUGGAUCUAGUCAACUGUAGAACUAAUGAGAUCAUCACAGGAGCCACAGUGGGAGAUUUCUGGGAUGGAUUUGAAGAUAUCCCAAGUCGCCUGAAAAAUGAUGAUGAACCAAUGGUACUGAAACUGAAGGACUGGCCUCCAGGAGAAGAUUUCAGAGAUAUGAUGCCUUCUCGGUUUGAAGAUUUAAUGACAAACAUCCCAUUGCCCGAGUAUACCAGGAGAGAUGGCAAACUAAAUUUGGCUUCCAGGUUACCGAAUUACUUUGUUCGUCCAGAUCUGGGUCCCAAGAUGUAUAAUGCUUAUGGGUUAAUCACACCAGAAGAUAGGAAGUAUGGAACAACAAAUCUUCAUUUAGAUAUAUCUGAUGCAGCUAAUGUAAUGGUCUAUGUGGGCAUCCCUACCGGACAGCUUGAUCAGGAAGAUGAAGUACUUAAAACUAUCCAAGAUGGAGACUGUGAUGAACUCACAAUAAAGCGAUUUAUUGAAGGAAAGGAGAAACCAGGAGCUCUUUGGCACAUUUUUGCUGCUAAAGACACAGAGAAGAUCCGAUCCUUCCUUAAGAAGGUCUCAGAAGAACAAGGUCAAGAAAACCCUGCUGAUCAUGACCCUAUUCAUGACCAAAGCUGGUAUUUGGACCGCCCACUCAGAAAGCGUCUUCACCAAGAGUACGGAGUUCAGGGCUGGGCCAUCGUGCAGUUUCUGGGGGAUGUGGUCUUCAUCCCAGCAGGUGCUCCACAUCAGGUUCAUAACUUAUACAGCUGCAUAAAAGUGGCCGAAGAUUUUGUUUCUCCAGAGCACGUCAAACACUGCUUCUGGCUCACUCAGGAAUUUCGCUAUCUGUCUCAGACACACACUAACCAUGAAGAUAAGCUACAGGUGAAGAAUGUGAUCUACCAUGCAGUUAAAGAUGCAGUUGCAAUAUUAAAAGCCAACGAAUCUGGCUACAGCAAACCUUAAAUCCAGAGCCUAACUGGAACUGAACUACUGGCAGCUGUUGGGAGUUUGGAAUUCACGUUACCUCAUCCUCCUUUUUAAGUAGUGCCUGACUCGAGAAGGUACUUUGUCUAAUGUACAUUUCUAGUGUUUACAAACACUUGCUGUGUAUAUAUAGUGACUAUCCACUGAUCCCUUGGCCUCCUGAAACUGGGACUUCUCACCUGCUACAGUUUUAAACCAAACAUAAGAAGAUUACCUCUUAUUGAGCUCUGGAAACCACCCACAAACUAGGCCUGUCCGAGCCGACUGUCAAAAUGGAUUUGUAACUACUGUUGGGAGUCUUGGGGGGGAGGGAGGGGGAGCAUAUUUUGUUUUAUGAAUGUUUGGGGAUUUUUCCCCUUAGAGUCCAGAGGAGGAGCCAAGAAUACAGUUGCUGAUGCCGUUCUUAAUGCAUUACCAUAGGACUUGCAUUAAGCAACAGUAAAAAAAAAAUAAAAUCUACUGUACAAUUCAUGGGAUUAACCAUCUUUAAACAAAUGAAAUCUAAUUUAAUUGAGGCUUUGCUAAUUUCUAAGUGUUAAGCAUUUUACAUUAAACAAUAUUCAUUUAAUA
Trichosurus vulpecula (common brushtail) is the source of this 4657-nucleotide messenger RNA. RefSeq names its product lysine demethylase 3A (gene KDM3A). NCBI's taxonomy places the organism in Eukaryota, Metazoa, Chordata, Mammalia, Diprotodontia, Phalangeridae. The coding region runs from base 59 to 4066 and encodes 1335 amino acids. The record is from RefSeq and is a predicted model, not a curated record. Gene Ontology annotation, cellular component: chromatin; histone deacetylase complex. The transcript is spliced from 25 exons. Gene Ontology annotation, biological process: regulation of transcription by RNA polymerase II. Gene Ontology annotation, molecular function: transcription coregulator activity; histone H3K9 demethylase activity; chromatin DNA binding.